UUCCGUUCGCUCGCCGUCCCAUGGCUUGGUCCGAUCUCCCUGUAGAUCUCCUCGGUUCCAUCUCCUCCCACUUACCCAUUGUCGAUUUCCUCCGCUUCUCCGCUGUCUGCACCUCGUGGAAUUCGGCUCUUGCCAUCAACUCCCUUAUUCGAAUCCAGUGUCGUCCCUCCCCAUGGCUCCUUCUUCCCAACAAUGCCGGAGAGCCCUCCGACACACUCACAUUUCGUGAUCUUACCAUCAAAGAUAGCCGCAGCAGCCAUCACCGCUUCUCCUCCCUCAGUGAAAACAUCUCCGGCCGUUGCUGCAUUGGGUCCAAGGAUGGAUGGCUCGUGACAGUUGAUAUAAAGGACUUGCAACCUCGCCUCUUUAACCCCAUCACAAGGGCUGAAAUAUCCCUCCCAUCCCUCUUGACCAUCCCCGGAACUAAUGAGCAUCUUAUAAAGCCUGAAUACGCACCCGACGACUCUAUCGAUUCUUGUAUUAAUGGAAGUAAUUCAUACGUCACGGCCUACCAAAAACUUCUCGAUGUUUAUUUUCGAAAGAUAGUUCUCUCCUCUAAUAACUCGUCUGGAACUGCUGUUGUCAUCUACCGCCAUAAGAAAUCAUUAGCUUUGGCAAGGCCAGGUGAUCGGGCAUGGGUUUUGGGCCCUCUGCUACCUACUUACCGCGGGGAAUAUUAUAAUGACGAGUUUGAUGAUAUUUAUUAUAAUGAAGAAGAACAAAUGUUUUAUGUAAUCACACAUUUUUCAGCGAUGCUAGCCUUUGAUCAUAAUGGACAAAAUGCUAAAUUGAUAUGUCCAUUAAUGCAGGAACCGUAUUUCGAUGACUCUUAUCACAGAAACUAUAUUGUUUGUUUGUUUGGAACUCUUAUAAAAAUCGAGAUGAGCUAUUUUUAUUUCCGGGAUGUGAAUAACAAUAUUUGCCCACCGAAGUCAAUUAAUAUCAAUGUUUUUAAGUUUGAAUCAACCGGUGUUGCUUCAUCUUGCUCCAACUUUCAAUGGAUCCCCAUCAAGGAUUUGAAGGAUUGUUCCUUAUUUGUGGGAGGUAACCAGACAUUUUCAAUACAUCACACCAUUGCUCCCGAAAUUAGGCCAAAUUGUAUAUACUUCUCUGAUCAUUGGGAAGACUUCGAUCAUGAUGCUGGAGUCUUUGAUUUACCUAAUGACUGCUUUGAGUAUUUGCUGAACUCUUAUUCGACGACUAAUUUGCCCUCUUCAACAUGGUUUACACCAUCAUUUUCAUAA
Phalaenopsis equestris is the source of this 1244-nucleotide messenger RNA. RefSeq names its product putative F-box protein At4g22660. The transcript has a single exon. The coding region runs from base 21 to 1244 and encodes 407 amino acids. Gene Ontology annotation, molecular function: protein binding. Lineage: Eukaryota; Viridiplantae; Streptophyta; Magnoliopsida; Asparagales; Orchidaceae. The record is from RefSeq and is a predicted model, not a curated record.